AUGGGCGCUUCCCGUCUUGCGUUACUCUUUAUAUCGCUCCAUUGUCUGCAAAUAUGUGGAUUGCCAUUAGAUAGUAUUGCAGCUGAGGACGCCGAAGAGCUGUAUCGCGUGCUGGAAGUUGAAAUUGACGCGACCGAGCGGCAGUUGGAGCUGUAUGAACAGAAGGCGGAACUUCUCAAUAGCACAAUCAAGCGGAUCGAAAGCAGACGCAAAACUAGGCAUCCAACAGAUUUUGACACGAGUCCUACUGAUACGCAGCAGCGUCGGCCGAGAUCUCGCUCGCUUCCGCACAGUUUCAGCGACUGGUUCGAGCCUCGACGCACAUUCAGGCCAUCGAGUGGUCGGGUAUUGACGCAGUUGAUCUCCUUUCGACCCAAUGUUUCACCUGCAGGGAGAGGCCAGCAGAUGGCAGCACGUCGCAAGGCGAACAUCGAUGGCGAACUACCGCUGCAGUUUUUGCUGGUGCUGGACCUGGACUCGACUGUCUUGAGGCUUUUCCAUCCUACAACAUUCAAGCUCAUGUGGCAACACGCUCUGGAUCUACGAUCAUCAUCAGGAGACAAAGCGUUUCAUGUAGCUGAUCUGUACUUUGUAUCUGACCGCAGCACUCAUCUUGCUGUUCUAUCGACGUCCGGGGAUCUUGUACUGUUUAAGUUACGACUUUGGCACAACAGUCGAAUUGUCGCGGGUGAUCCUCGACGUUUGAAGUCCCUGACAGAAUUAGAGGAGAACUACCACCAAUGUCCGGUAGGACAGGACAGUCUCCACAAACUAAAUGCACCACUACUGCCAUGGAUACAGCUAUCGACGUCAACGUUAACAGCACCAACCCCUGGCGAAUAUCUUCACAUCGAUGUGGAGCGCGUCUUCGGAACUACUCUCGACCAAGAGUGGCAGUACGGCCAAGGCAAAGUGGCAGUGGUGCCAUUGCACUAUCGUGUGAAUGUGGUCACUGUGGAUAGCUCCGCCAAGUGUCUUUCGUUUUUCCAUGGUGACAAUGGUAGCUUAAUUGAGGAAAUCCACACACAGGUCAGCUCUGACGACGGCAGUGUAGUGCAACUUGAGCCAAUUCAAAGUAGCAGGGGAUUGGUGGCGCUAGUAACACAACGCAAAGUGUUCUUCGUGGACGCAACAGGGCCUCAAUAUAUGCCAGUAAUGUGUGUGGCUCCUGGGUGGCACAACUUCUCGAGUGUGGCAGCGGAUCCAUUGCGACCGACCAUCAUAUAUGCCGGGACUUCAACUGGUCGUGCACUCAUGUACAAAAUGUACAACUUGGGAGGCUGGAGACAGCGCGGUGAUAUAAUUGAGAAAGAAGCUCGCAACCCAGUCGUGUGCGCCUUAGCAGACCAGUUGAUGCCUCUCCGGCUACCAUUGCUAGGCAAUUUGCCAGCAAUUGUGCAGACACUGCCCGGAUUUCUCAUGUUGGGGACUGGAUCCCAUUUGGUGCUGUACCAAUUGUCUGGAAAUAGUGAGGAUAUAAAGCCAACUUAUUUAUCGGAAAGAGCGAUAGAAGAGUUUGAUGGCCUACAUGUAUCAGCACAGAUAUUGGGCAUAACUGCUGCCAAGGAUCUGAUAGCACACUCAACCGGCUUUGCUGUGCUUGUUUCGGACGCUAGCGAAAGUCACCGUCUCGACAUUUAUAAAUCGCGAAUUCCUCCUCCUGGCACCAACCUUGAUUUAAGCUGGAUACGUGUACCCGCCAUGAUGAUCUGCGCAUUAGCCGCAAUGUUUUGGCAACAGAAAGGUCGACUAGCCAAUUCAGCAGGUGGGAAAAACACCUUCAAUGAAGCAGAACUGGCAGGUCUACUGAGCGGACGAGGAGGCCGAUUGCCGAGCAUGAACACGAUGAAGCGAGGAGGUUUGUUUACGAAUCGGAGAGUCAACGACUGUUACUAA
Molecule: messenger RNA, 1896 nt
Organism: Phytophthora nicotianae INRA-310
Lineage: Eukaryota; Oomycota; Peronosporomycetes; Peronosporales; Peronosporaceae
Exons: 1
Coding region: 1-1896 (631 amino acids)
Source: RefSeq, a predicted model, not a curated record